Messenger RNA from Sebastes umbrosus (honeycomb rockfish), 2117 nucleotides. RefSeq names its product RAD51 recombinase (gene rad51). Bases 246 to 1262 code for a protein of 338 amino acids. Gene Ontology annotation, molecular function: ATP hydrolysis activity; single-stranded DNA binding; ATP binding. The record is from RefSeq and is a predicted model, not a curated record. The transcript is spliced from 10 exons. Gene Ontology annotation, cellular component: condensed nuclear chromosome. Gene Ontology annotation, biological process: chromosome organization involved in meiotic cell cycle; double-strand break repair via homologous recombination; mitotic recombination. Lineage: Eukaryota; Metazoa; Chordata; Actinopteri; Perciformes; Sebastidae.
CAACCGGAAAAGAACAAGUGGGCGUUUCAAGCCACGACGUCCUCACGUACAAACGUCAUUACGUUAUAUCAGUACGUCGGCGCGCGGGAGCUUUGACUAUCAAACAGUGGCGUUUGAGGGAAGCAGUCGUCAGGCAGCAGCAGACCAGGGAAGCAAAGUCACAGAUUUCUGACAACCAGACCAGAUACUCAGCCAGGCCAUCGGCUCCCUCUCUGUUGACCAGCUUAGUUUUUCACACUCCCACCAUGGCUAUGAGGAGCGAGGCGAGGGUGGAGACAGAGGUAGAGGAGGAAGAAAGCUUCGGACCACAGCCUCUGAGCAGAAUGGAGCAAUGUGGAGUCAGUGCCAGUGACAUCAAAAAGCUUGGGGAGGCAGGUUUCCACACCAUCGAGGCGGUGGCCUACGCACCCAAGAAGGAGCUGCUCAACAUCAAAGGCAUCAGUGAGGCCAAAGCUGACAAAAUCCUAACUGAAGCUGCCAAACUUGUGCCCAUGGGUUUCACCACCGCUACUGAGUUCCACCAGAGGAGAGCAGAGAUCAUCCAGAUCUCUACAGGCUCCAAGGAGCUUGAUAAACUCUUGCAAGGUGGGAUCGAGACAGGCUCCAUCACAGAGAUGUUCGGAGAGUUUCGGACGGGGAAGACCCAGCUGUGCCACACACUCGCUGUCACCUGUCAGCUGCCCAUUGAUCAGGGGGGUGGAGAAGGUAAAGCCAUGUACAUCGACACAGAGGGAACCUUCAGACCAGAGAGACUCCUCGCUGUAGCUGAGAGGUAUGGGCUAGUAGGAAGUGACGUUCUGGACAACGUGGCCUACGCCCGAGCCUUCAACACAGACCAUCAGACCCAGCUGCUCUACCAAGCCUCCGCCAUGAUGGCUGAGUCCAGGUAUGCUCUGCUGAUAGUGGACAGCGCAACAGCUCUGUACAGAACAGACUACUCAGGCAGAGGUGAGCUGUCGGCCCGACAGGGACACCUGGGUCGCUUCCUCCGCAUGCUGCUCAGGCUGGCAGACGAGUUUGGCGUUGCCGUGGUGAUAUCCAACCAGGUGGUAGCACAGGUGGAUGGGGCAGCCAUGUUUUCUGCAGAUCCCAAGAAACCAAUCGGAGGCAACAUUAUGGCUCACGCCUCCACCACACGCCUGUACCUGAGGAAAGGCAGAGGAGAGACGAGGAUCUGUAAAAUCUACGACUCGCCCUGCCUGCCGGAGUCUGAAGCCAUGUUUGCCAUUAACGCCGAUGGAGUGGGCGAUGCCAAGGACUGAGCUGGCGGAGAGGUGGGAAGCAGCGGGGCUGGUGGCGGCGGCGAAUGUUACUGUCACACCUGCUGACUCAUUCUCGGACUGGAGUGUUGUGUGUGCAGUCUUCAUACAACCCAUACUACAGCCUUCACAGAGAGCCUCAGACUGAUGGGGAAUCAGGAGAUGAAGGUUGUGUGAUUUGGUUUGAUGCUGAUCGAGGCCGAGUGGAUAAGACGGUCCAGGCUGCAGAUCAGUGGUGCAACAGCAAGAUGGAACGUUUACUUUUUCUUUACACACUGAAGCGCAUUUCACUCAACGAGGGGAGAAAAAAAAAGAUGUUUUUCCUGCAAUUAUGACACAGUAUUUCAUCGUUACAAGAUCUGUCAUGCUAUUAUGAGAUACUAGUUACUAUCCCCAUGAUUACACAAUCUCAAUAAUGAGGUCUUUAUCGUGUAAUUACAAUAACUAUUGUCUCAUAAUUACAAAAAAGACACCCUAACAUGACCGAGAUCUCUAUUGACGAGAUACUAAGUCAUAAUUAGAAAUAAGGUCUCCAAUUUUUUAUUUCUUUGUUGAAUGAGGUGCGCCUCUGUAGUUUCAUCUAUGGAGAGGUCAAAAGAAUAAUUUUGUAAAAACUAUUUGAAAUAGUUUGAGAUCUUUUUUUCUUCUGGUAACUUUGUCUACGUGGAGUUUCUGUUGACUUCUGUCCUUUUGUUGGAUGUCUGACUGUUGAAAUAUUAUUUCGCAGCAAAAGCUAUAGUUUUGUAAUUUCUCUUGCCAGCUACACCACUACUGGUAUGUCCCUUCUCUGUUUGUCUUUACCAGAACCUUCUGUAUAUAAGCUUAUAAAUAGCUAAAUUAAAUAACUUUUACCAUUAA